This is a messenger RNA of Melanotaenia boesemani (Boeseman's rainbowfish), 849 nucleotides long. RefSeq names its product ankyrin repeat domain-containing protein 49-like. Gene Ontology annotation, molecular function: protein binding. The record is from RefSeq and is a predicted model, not a curated record. The transcript has a single exon. The annotation marks the transcript as partial. Lineage: Eukaryota; Metazoa; Chordata; Actinopteri; Atheriniformes; Melanotaeniidae.
UCUGACCUCUCUUGUCAUUUCUUUCAGCUAUCAACCAUUCUCAGAUUGUUAGCUUCUGAUCCUUCGCUGGUGCACUGCUGUGAUGAGGAUGGUUACACGCCUCUGCACCGGGCAGCGUACAGCGGCCACGUUGACGUCGUAUCUGCUUUAAUCACCAGUGGCUCCAAAGUUAAUGCUCGUACCAUCGAUGGCUGGACACCCCUGCACAGCGCCUGCCGCUGGAGCCACGUCACUGUGGCGAGUUGUCUCCUACAGCAUGGCGCCGAACUUAACGCCCAGACCAACGGUGGCCUCACACCACUACACCUGGCAGCUUCCUACACCAGCUCCUGUAAAAUAAACUCGGCAAACACUUUAGAGCUCCUGCUCUCAAAGCGACAGCUGAAGCCCGAGCUCCUGAGCAGCAGCGGGGAAACAGCCGGAGACGUGGCUCGGCGUAGUGGCCCUCAUUACUUCCUGUUUGAGAUGGUGGAAGACUGUUUGAAUGUGAUACGUCCUUAAUCUGACUACUCGAAAAGACAGUCAUAAUUUCCCAACAUUAAACGUCUGUUUUUGUUAGUUUUUACUCAACAUUUGUCCAAAGAUGUUCUGUUUACAGUGAAACUAGAAAAACAGAAAAUCUUCAGGAAUUUUUCGGUCAGUCCAUAAAUGAACUUUGUGCUAAAAUGUUUCAGCUGAUUUAUAAAUGUUGCACAUAAAGCGUUAACAUUAGUUGCCAUUCAUUUCUUGAAUUUGUACAUUAAAAAACAAAUCAUGCUGCUGCAGAGUGAUUGUCAACUGUGUUAUGGACUUAAUCAAGAGGCUUUUGUGUAAUAAAGAGUGUAAAAAAAAGCAUGUUUAUAUAUUUUU